AUGGCGCCAAUCAAGCGCAAGGGGAACGCCCCCGAGGAAACAGCUGCUCGCCAGCCCCAAAAACGUGCUAAGGUUGGAGCGGAGGAGAGCAAAAAAGAGCAUAAGGAAAACGAUGCCGCCUCCACUGCCGCGAAAGCCACAGAGCUUUCGGUACUGCGCGACGACGAGCCUUCGUUCCCUCGUGGUGGUGCAAGCGUCCUGACCCCAUUGGAGCGCAAGCAAAUCCAGAUACAGGCCAACAAGGAUGUUCUGUUCGAGCAGAAAGGAUCCCAGAAGCCUUCGAAGAAGCCCUCCACCACCUUCGAAGAGGAGAGCGACAAUGACGUUGAAAUGGAGGAUGAGGAGACAACCACAACCUCUAAGAAGUCACGGAAGAAGAAGACAAAGGGCAAGAAGUCUACAGACAAGGAUUCGACUGAAAAGCAAGAAGUUCGCAUUGAGGGCCUUAGCUUCAAGCGCCUUGUUCCUGGUACCAUGAUUCUCGGUCAAGUUUCGAGCAUCAACGCCCACGACAUCGGCCUUUCGCUGCCCAAUAACCUUACCGGAUACGUCCCUCUUACAGCCGUGUCUAAGGGACUCGAGGACAAGAUUGAGAAGAUGUUGAAUGAUGAGGGAGAGGAUGACGAUGAGGACAGCUCGGAUGACGAGUCGUUCGAUCUGAAGGAGCACUUCUAUCUGGGUCAAUAUUUGCGAACAUUCGUUGUCUCCACUGGUGGCAACCCCACUGAUCCCAAGGCUCGGAGCAAGAAGCACAUUGAGCUGUCAAUCGAUCCCAGACAAACCAACACCGGCCUCACAAAGUCCGAUCUCGUCGUGAACUCGGCUGUUCAGGCAUCCGUUGUUAGCGUGGAGGACCACGGUGUGGUUAUGGACCUUGGUAUUGAGGGCUCGGACGUGAAGGGAUUCAUGUCCUCCAAGGAGAUUGAUCCUCGUGUGGACUACUCGAAUCUCAAGGAAGGAUCUGUUUUCCUCUGUAUGAUCACUGGUCAGAACCCCAGCGGCAAUGUCAUCAAGCUGUCCACCAACUUCCAAACGUCCGCCUCGAUCAAGAAAUCGAACUACCUCAGCUCGGCUCCCACAAUCAACACCUUCCUCCCCGGUGCUGCCGCAGAAAUCCUCCUUACCGAAGUCACAUCAAGCGGCAUGAUCGGAAAGAUCAUGGGAAUGCUCGACGCAACCGUCGAUCUGGUUCAGUCUGGUGCCAACAACGGCAAGAUUGACCUGGAGAACAAGUUCAAGAUGGGUGCCAAGAUCAAGGGUCGCAUUGUUUCUACUUUCCCGUCUGCCGAGCCCUUCAAAGUUGGCUUCUCGAUGCUCGACCACGUCCUCAAGCUUUCUUCUGAUCCCCGUGGUCCCCGUUCCUCUGAUGAGGCGCCUGCUAUCUCCGCCAUCAUUCCCGAAGCGAAGAUCGUGAAGGUUGACCCCGGUAUGGGUGUGUAUGCUCAGAUUGGAGAGACGAAGCACAUUGGUUUCGUCCACAUGUCAAGGCUCUCCGACGGCAAGGUCGAGACCAUUGAGGAAACCUCCGGUGCUUUCAAGCUCGACGCUGUCCACGAGGCCAGAGUUGUCGGUUACAACGCCGUCGAUAACCUCUACCUUCUCUCAUUCGAGAAGUCUGUUAUUGAGCAGCCUUUCCUCCGCGUUGAGGAUGUCACCGUUGGUGCCAUCGUCAAAGGAAAGGUCGAGAAGCUCUUGAUCGGUGCCAAUGGCAUGGACGGAUUAAUCAUUAACCUGGCCGAUGGAAUCACUGGUCUUGUUCCAUCCAUGCACUUCGCCGACACCCAGCUUCAGUUCCCUGAGAAGAAGUUCCGUGAGGGCCAGAAGCUUUCACUGAGGAUUCUCUCCGUCAACGUCGAGAAGCGCCAGAUCCGCUUGACCCUGAAGAAGAGUUUGCUCAACAGCGAGUCUGCCAUCUGGAAGGACUAUAAGGACAUCACUCCUGGGUCUCAGUCCCCUGGUACCAUUGUCAGCCUUCAGACCCACGGCGCUGUUGUCCAAUUCUACGGUGACGUCCGUGCUUUCCUUCCGGUUUCCGAGAUGAGUGAGGCCUACAUUAAGGACCCUGCCCAGCAUUUCAGACAGGGACAGGUCCUCAAUGUGCACGCUUUGAGUGUGGACGCCGCCCUCGGCAGACUCACCGUUUCUUGCAAGGAUCCUUCUACAUUCACUGAGCAGUACCGCAAGGCCUUUGAGACUCUUCACCCCGGUCAUCUUGUUAGCGGAACCGUCUUCGAGAAGUCCAACGAGGAUGUUCUCCUCAAGCUCGACGAGUCUGGUCUCAUUGCUCGUAUCGACUCCCAGCAUAUCAUUGACGGAGCCCCUCCAAGCAAAGCUCGAUGA
This is a messenger RNA of Penicillium canescens, 2340 nucleotides long. RefSeq lists its product as uncharacterized. The coding region runs from base 1 to 2340 and encodes 779 amino acids. The transcript has 2 exons. NCBI's taxonomy places the organism in Eukaryota, Fungi, Ascomycota, Eurotiomycetes, Eurotiales, Aspergillaceae. The record is from RefSeq and is a predicted model, not a curated record. Gene Ontology annotation, cellular component: nucleolus; small-subunit processome. Gene Ontology annotation, molecular function: RNA binding. Gene Ontology annotation, biological process: rRNA processing.